AUGGGUCCGACUGAACCUGAACUAAACAUGUCUCCUCAGCUUCGCAGAUGGCACAAAGCUGUAGGAAUUCUCGACUUGCACAGAAGAUCCACUAAAGUGGCCGAACACGACGGGGUUUUCGGGUCUCUUCUGGGCCUCUCAUCCACCGUCCAACAAGGCCUCCUCUGCCCAGCCGCCAAGGAACACGUUGAGAUGAACGAAAAGAAAUUCCAAUCAUUGGCUGGGCCACCGACUUUUCAACCCAAAAGAUCCCGUGGUUCCCUUCGUGGUCUCGUCUUGCCGGCCAGUGUCUCCAAGGCCAGAGACAAUGUUGAUGAUGUACUCAUCCUUGAGAUCCAAGCCGAGACCAAAGCCGUUCGGUCCAGCGCCACGAGAAACGGGGCCAUAAGAUGCGCAGCUAUCGUCGUAUCCAUUCAGGACCCAACCAUUUUCCUCCCUUCCGAGGUUCUGGAAGAGACGGCAACUGACGCUCGGGUGAUAACGAACUGA
Molecule: messenger RNA, 489 nt
Organism: Colletotrichum lupini
Lineage: Eukaryota; Fungi; Ascomycota; Sordariomycetes; Glomerellales; Glomerellaceae
Exons: 4
Coding region: 1-489 (162 amino acids)
Source: RefSeq, a predicted model, not a curated record